Brettanomyces nanus is the source of this 894-nucleotide messenger RNA. RefSeq lists its product as uncharacterized. Gene Ontology annotation, cellular component: nuclear pore transmembrane ring; nuclear outer membrane. Bases 1 to 894 code for a protein of 297 amino acids. The record is from RefSeq and is a predicted model, not a curated record. The transcript has 2 exons. NCBI's taxonomy places the organism in Eukaryota, Fungi, Ascomycota, Pichiomycetes, Pichiales, Pichiaceae. Gene Ontology annotation, biological process: spindle pole body duplication; protein import into nucleus.
AUGAACUGGAAGUUUCCAAGUGAGCGGACACAUUCCAUUCUAUCAUCGGACAAAAUGGACAAGACUACUAUGAAUAAUAGCGAUAUAGAUACAGGCAUUGACAGUCCCUAUACGGAAAUAGCUCUUAAGAGAAUUAUUAAUAAGGAUUAUGAAGGAAGAAAAUUACUUAUUUGCAUCCUUUUGCUUCUAACCUAUCGUUUCAUCAUCGCUCUUUCUAAUCUUGCUUACAUUCGUCUUGAGCUUAACCAUAUAGAACUUGUUGUUCAAUAUAAAGACUGGAUUUCCGUACUUCGGUAUGUUCACUUAAUUGUUUAUGGUGUGAUUUGCAUCAACAUUGCUGCAAGUAUCAUACGACUUCUAAAGCCUCAGGAUAAGUGCUUAGAUCUUCCUUUGAAUAAUAAGCAAAGAAAAAUCAUUGGACUUCCGCUAGUUCAAGGAAAUCGUGGAGAUGGUAGCCACAAUUAUCAUGAUGAUUACGAUGAAAUUCAGGAUCGAGACAAUAUCCCCAUCGCAAGAUCUCUAAUUCACGAAAAUCCAACGGUGUUGAGUCCAAGUAAAAGAGACGGAAACAAUAAUACAGAUCCGAUGGAAAUCUCCAGAUCAUUUGCAAACAUGAACCUAUCCACAAAUUCCCAGAGAAAAGUGACUACAAAUAAUGGGAACACCACGUCUCCCGAAAAAAUUAAAGAACGACUCCUAUCGUCCAGGAAACGGCUGCCACAACAACUCGUGGAAGGAGGAUAUCUGAGAAGUGGUAGUACUCCAUUACGUUCUUCUCCUAACACUCCUGCGUUGAACACUUCGUUUAAAAGACCUUCAAACAAGUUCAUCUAUGACUUGAGCAAUGACGACACUAUUGUCAAUACAACUGGAAUAGACAGAUCAUUCUACUAA